AGGUAGGUAGGUAGAUAUGUAGGUAGGUAGGAGGCAAAUAGAUAGGUUGGCAAAUAGGCAAGAAAGCAAGAAGGAAUUCUCGUACGGUGAACGGUAAGCAACAGGUAUUUAAAUGAGAAACCGGAUGGUCGAUUCGAGGUGGUUCGAUAGAGGACGCCACGUCCUUCUCGUUCCGGCUAUGUACCUGCUACGAUCGUUUCCAAGAGCCGUUCUCAACACGAUUCGACGAGCACUUCGGCCGUUAUUCUUCUCUCUCCUUGCCCCACUCCAAAUGACUGCUCGACGUUCCAUCGGUCCCCUCUUCUCCCCACUCCUAACGACUUAGGAACGGCAGCAGAACAGCAGCAGCACCUUUCUCGAGUCGCACGGGCCCCGUGAGUAGUCUCGGUCCCCACCCAAGACGGGCGACUGCAUGAGUGAGUGUCAGCAGCACUCAGUACAGUUACUGACGGCCCCGCGCUGUGAACCGUUGCCGUUGGCCGUUGUUUUCGUCGUCGUCGUCGUCGUUAUCGUCAUUUUCUACUUCGUCGUCGUCUUCUUCGUUAUCUUCUUCGUCGCGUUUGUCAUCGUCUACUACUCGUCGGACUCGAGUCAAUUUGUUUUACUAUGCGUAGCUCUUGAUACACAUAUGCAGUCCAACAAAGUGCUUUCGAACGUAGGUACGUAUGGACGAGGUUAGCACGAUGACCGUUCUACCACCACUACCGGCAAAGACUCAAAGUCGGGAUGGCAACCAAGUCGCUCGGCAGACUGUGUCAAUCCGGGCAGCUUCCCCUCCAUCCUCUCCGGCUCUGAGCACAGGUGCCGGAGCAACGGUAUUCGUCGGUUCUCGUGCCGUGGAUCCUACGGCAAGUACCAAGAGACGAGUCCCGGAAAUACAAACCUCCAACGGCUACGGUAGACAGAGCAACGUCCAGCAUCAGGAGCAACAGCAUCAAUAUCAGCAUCAAAAUCAGUAUCAACAACGACAACAAGCGUCACACGUAGUUAAGAUAAAGAUCAAUCCGGAUGGGGAUAAAAACGGGAAGGUUAUAUCAGCGGUAAGAUUGACCUUGGACGGAAACGAGAAGAAUAACGGAGUAACGUGUGAACGUUCGUCCGUAGCGGAGCGCGACGGUGCUGUGUUGGUGAGUGCGACGAAUCUUGUGAACGAGAAUCUUCGCGAGAGUGGUGUUGUUGGUGAGGGUUGUGUGAGAAUCAGUGUAGGGGGUGACGCCUUGAGAGAUAAGAAAACUUGCACGUACGAGCAAGAUACCGCGAACAAUAACGACCAAACCAAUAAAAAUAAAAAUAACAACUACGGUAACGAGAACAACAACAACAACAACAACAGCAAUCAUAACAAUCGUAAGAAAAACGACCAAGUUAUGGUUCAGCGGGCGACGUCGGAGACACCGAAUUCUUCUCCCUUAACCAAUCGAUCUAGCGGCUGCAUUUAUUAUAAUUCUUUUCAAAAUCCGCUGAACACCAUGGUGAUGUCCAGUGGACAGUGUUCACCGAGCGACACCUUGGAUAGUGGAACUUGCAGCGACUUGGAUGGUACACCUCCUCCUUUACCCAAGAAGAAAAACAUCAACAAGGGUAUCGGAGGUGGAACAAGGGUCAUACUAUCAGUAGGAAAACACGAUCUCACCGGUAGUUUGACUAGUAGCGGUGCGGAGCUCGAUAGCGAUGAUAACGAGAGCAACAUCAGCUGCGAUUCUUUAAACGGUGCCGAGCUUAACGGUAGUAUCCUUUCUCGAAACGUUAAUGGGACUAAAUCUCCGAACGAGAACGGUCAAGAGAUUGUCGAGUAUCAACAACGUAUACAACGUACAAGGAGUAACGACCUUGGCAGAGUAAUCAAGGACUCCGAAGAACAAGUGGAGGAGGUCGAAGAACUCAACGACGAUCAUAGGGCUAACUCCGACGAUUUAUCCAGAGAGGAAUCGGCUUCGCCUAGCGUCUCUCCUUCGCCUUCUAGAACGUCCUCUUUGUCGAAGGCUUCUUCGACACCCAGAAUCAGGAGUCCAGAGCCUUUCGUUGAUCGAAACAGCAGUGGAACCACCUCUCCUGUCGUUCGUGAAUGUACCUAUGAAGAGAGAAAACAGGAACAGGAAAGAAUAGAACAAGAGAAUGCAGCUGCCGAGUUUUACGCGAACUACAAUCGAUCGAGCGGUAACAAGUACGUCUACGACGAUGACAGAUUCUACAAGUUUCACUUGAACGAGCUGAGACAGGAUAACAACGAGGAUUCGAAUAAAGAACAUAAGGAACCUGGAGCCCUCGGAGAAAAAGAAACGGAUGAGUGCUUCGCUGGUUACAAGAUUCUCGAAAGGGAAGCCAUACGCAGUGCCAAGGGAACCGUGCGUGGUGUUAAGAACAGAGUACGCGCUGGUAUAGCUACCUUCCUUCAAAAACCAUCUUCCAAGGCUUAUAAGGCAAAGGAAGAGGGUAAGGUCGUGGUUUACACCACCUCAUCCGGUAUCGUCAGACUAACGUUCUACAAUUGCAUGAAGGUAAAGCAGAUUUUGAACACGCACAUGGUGAAAUACGAGGAAAAAGAUCUCUUUCGUAGCGCUGAACUUCAGACAGAGUUGAGAGAUCGAAUAGGUUGUACGGCGAUUCAGGUGCCACAACUUUUCGUCGGUGGACAGUACAUUGGAGAUGCUGACACCGUCGAACGGCUCAACGAAUCCGGAGAAUUACGCCGGAUGCUUAAACCUUACCAGAGCGACGGCGCGUGUCCUUCGUGCCUGUUUUGCGGAAAUUAUCGACUGCUGGUCUGUCCCGUUUGCAACGGCAGCAAGAGAUCCGUUCUGCGCAACGAUUUCACCGUUGAAUUUGUUGCCUUGAAGUGUAUGAACUGUGACGAGACCGGUCUGGUUCCCUGCCAACAUUGUUGAGAAAGAAGAAGGAAGAAAUAAAAGGGAUUUCUCCCUUUGGCACGUCGUCGACGUUCGACGCUUUAUCAAGCAACGUACUAACAAGCAACUCUCCGACUAUCUUCCCUUUCUCUUUAUUUAAGACUCGUGGUGCUACGACGAAGUAUAAUACGUUUCGACGUUUCGAAUAAUUCAAAGAUAAUGAUUUGAGAAAAAAGAAUAAAGGAAUGAGAAAUAGAGAGAGAGAGAGAGAGAGGGAGAGAGAGAGGGAGAAGGAGAGGAAGAGUGAAAGAGAGUGAGAGAGAGAGAGAGAGAGAGAGAGAGAGAGAGAGAUAAUGCCGACUAACCGUGUUUCGUGCAGAUGCUCGCGAUUUGUAACAUAUCGGUUAAUAAAUAUUGUCUAAAUUUUUGUAAUCUGCCACACCCGAUAUCGAUCCUUUCUCUUGAUCGUAUAUAGAACAGCUGGAAUUCUCGAUGUCACAUGAAAGGGGGUAUGUAUCAAUUUGGCUUGGCCAAUUACAGAUAUUUUAUUUAUAUUCUCGAAUAAAUAAAAAGUCAUUACUUUUAUUCUAA
Vespula vulgaris is the source of this 3437-nucleotide messenger RNA. Its product is annotated as glutaredoxin domain-containing cysteine-rich protein CG31559-like. The transcript has 5 exons. The record is from RefSeq and is a predicted model, not a curated record. Gene Ontology annotation, biological process: sensory perception of sound. Bases 666 to 2885 code for a protein of 739 amino acids. NCBI's taxonomy places the organism in Eukaryota, Metazoa, Arthropoda, Insecta, Hymenoptera, Vespidae.